AUCCUAUUAGAAAGAUCAACUACAUAACCAGCCAUUCCUCCAUCUCCAUCUCUUCCAUGAUCUCUGCUCAGAUUUACCGUUCCUCCUACCAAUUCCACUGCAACCUCCCCAGUGGUUACUCCUCGAUUACAUAACCACCAUCUAUAUCCUGAUCAUCGAUCGACUGACGUAUGAUUGAUCGACAUCCUCGUUUUUAUAGACUUCCAGACAAUCAGGGCAGUCCAGGACAGUCCCUCAACAAGAAAUCAAAGAUCCGGAAAUCAAAUCAACUGGGAACGAAAAGGAAACCGACCACAGGACCAUCAAGAACGUGAAAGAACGACCAGUUGGAAGAUCCGAAGGCUAAAAGAAAUCAAUCUUAAAAAUAAAAAAAUAAAAUAAAAAGAGAAAAGUAUUCCCCCAAGAAAAAAGAAAAGAAAAGAAAAAAAAAAAAAGAAAAAGAAAAGAACCAGGUCUGGAACAAAGUGGUGACUGAUCGAUGCGCUUGAUUGACCUCAUUCCAUUCCUUGGUUCUCCAUCUACACUUUCCUUUUCUACUCCUCUUGAUUCUCCUAUACUAUACCUCGCCCUGGAUCUUUCCCUUCCGUCCUCCUCCUCUUCCUCCUUCUUCUUCUUCUCCCCACCCUUACGCGCGCCAUGUCCCCCUUGAAGGCUCGCCAGUCUUCGCCCACCUCGGAUCAUUCCAAUUCAGAUGGCAAUAUCCGCAAAAGGGUCUGCAAGGCCUGUGAUCGCUGUCGAUUGAAGAAAUCCAAGUGUGACGGCACCAACCCUUGCAGUCGAUGUCGAGCCGACAAUGCCAUUUGCGUUUUUGGAGAGAGGAAGAAAGCACACGAUAAGGUGUAUCCCAAGGGUUAUGUGGAAAUGCUCGAACAACAACAGCAAUGGCUGGUCCGCGGCCUCCAAGAACUCUAUCGCCGGGCCUGUCGAGGGGAAGGCUGGCCGGGAGAACCGCUGAGAUGUGAACCCAACGGACAUCCCCUCACCCACGACCUCCUCACCCGACUCCGCGCCCUAGACUGCGGCAAAGGGGAGCGCUUCGAAGAGAACACCGAGAUCAUGCAGCGCGAGUGCCUCCAACAGCACGGCAGCAUGCAACGGCAGGUCUCGUCCGCCAGCAGCCCCGACAGUGCCCAGUCCCCCGAGAUCCCCCCGCGCUUUGACGACCCAUUCGCACGACCUCAUAUGCCCCCGACACCCCCGACCUUUAGCCCGUCGCGGGCCCCGAGGAUCAAGACCGAACCACGUUUAGCCCCCCACCCUCCGAGCGGCAGCAACAAUAUCUCUUCCCCCUCCUCGGGCAAUCCCCGGCAACAGCAACCGCAACAACAACAGCAGCAGCCGCCGCCGCCGCCGCCGCCGCAGCAGCAGCCGCAGCACCCAUUAAAUCCCUCUCCGUUUGGUGGGCCGAUGACGAUGCCGGGGGUGGUCAACCCGCUCGCUUUACAAACAUGGCCCCCCGGGCUGGGUUCGUUGGACGAAAUGGAUAUGAUGGGGACGGCGGAUUACGCGAAUUUCACGUUUGAUGAUCCGAUGUCGUCGCCGAUAUUCGGUCGAUCGGCGGGGAUGCCUUGCACCUACCUGGAUGGCAGCGACGAGGUCAUCAAUCAAUACCUCAACCCGCGGGAAGUGACUUCCUAAGGACUACCCUAUCUUUCUUUACUUGCUAGAUUCAAACGAUGCGGGCCAUUGGGGGGAGGUAAUUGGGGCAAUGGGAUUAAUGGAGUAUGACGGCGUUGCAACCAUCUGGCGUUGGGUAAUAUUUUUAAUAUCAGGUUACUUUGGUUCUUUGAUUACACCGUGGAAUUUCUUCUGUGGAGGGUACACUAUCAUCUCCUCAUGUCCUCACUGCGAUGUCAGGGUGACGUUGGUUGAUACAACGGGUGACUGUGACUAAUCAGGUGGAAGACGUCAUCAUUAGCUCGACUCUUAACAGAUCAAUCAUUAUAAUGAUAAUCAUCAUGAUUAUAAUUUG
Aspergillus candidus is the source of this 1972-nucleotide messenger RNA. Its product is annotated as Zn(II)2Cys6 transcription factor domain-containing protein. Gene Ontology annotation, biological process: regulation of DNA-templated transcription. The transcript is spliced from 3 exons. Gene Ontology annotation, molecular function: DNA-binding transcription factor activity, RNA polymerase II-specific; zinc ion binding. The record is from RefSeq and is a predicted model, not a curated record. Lineage: Eukaryota; Fungi; Ascomycota; Eurotiomycetes; Eurotiales; Aspergillaceae. Bases 637 to 1638 code for a protein of 333 amino acids.